GAGAAAGUCGAGAGAUAGAAGUCUUGGGUACACAGGUACUCUAUGCGCUUUGCAUUUGUGCUCCGGCAUAGGCGAGGCCUCCUCAUGCAACAACAUCCAUCCCACAGCUCUGCGCAUGCUUCGUCCUCCGGCGGCUCCUUGAAGCGUCCGGCUCAGCAAGCACUCGGCCAGAGUCGCCCAUCUUCCUCAUCCUCCAUGAACCACAAUGCCGCGGGAGGAUUGUCUCCCUCCCCGCUAGACCGCCCAACCAAGGCACCAAAAGUCGACAGCAUGCAAACACAUCACUAUUCGUCGGCCGCCCCAGCAUUCGCGCAUAACUCACCGCGCGGCAGCCGCCUGCAAUCUCGCCCUGCGGCGCGAAGUUCUGGCAAGUCAAAACCAUUUGGAAUGGCCAAAAAGCCUGUUAUACAGGGCCCCGUGUAUGAUGAAAAGUACAUCAAGGAGACAUACAUGACGAAAUCUCUCAGGCCUGAAUGGGCUUCGAAUCCGAAGUCGCCGGUGGCGAACUGGUGUGCACUUAACAAACGCAGCUCGCCGAAGUAUGAUGCGGCUCAUGUUCUUGGACCGAAUGGCAUGAUGUGGAGAGCUACUCUUGCCAUCAAAGGCGAAACGGACGAUGCGAACAUAUCUGCUAUUGGAGACCACAAGCAAUCCCGCAAAGAUGCUGAGCGGUUAGCUGCGUUGUGCGCGUUGUAUCAGAUGGAUGCGAAGGACUUCUUCGAUCGCAAGCCAACGCAGCAGUCAGGAGACUGGUCUCCAACUGAAGUCACCUUGCCAGAUGGCUCGGUACUUGGUUAUGACAGGGCACGACAAUUUAUGGACUACUAUUGUCGGAGGUUCGGGUUUGGAAGGCCGGACAUUGAGUCCAUCGAGCUGCGCGGUAAAGGCAUCACCGGUUGGGAGGCAAUCAUGACCGUCGGUGGGCGGAAGAUUGGCAUGGGUACUGCACCAGCCAAGAAGCAAGCGAUGAUGAGCUGUUACGUCGAUGUCGCCAAGUAUCUUGAAACUUGCGAUCCCGAGCUGUGGAAGAAGUUUGUCACGGAUGCGAGGACAGGGAAGGACCUUGGCAUGGCAGUGCCCGUCCGCUUCUCCGUUGACCAACGCGUCGAGGACCAAGUUGCCGACCUCUGCACGGAGAUCAAGAGGAGUACACUGUACAAGAACCGGCCAAGGCUUCGUUCGCUGAUGACGGGCAACGACGACCCAGCGACCAUGGACCAGCAGUCUGUUGCUCCUCAGAAGUACGUGGCACCAUACCGUCGACGAGCCGACGAAGAGGCUCUUGCCCUGAAGUCGAAGGUUCUGCAGGAGAGACGCAAACAAUAUCUGGAGAACCCUGCCAUGGAGAAGAUGCGCAAGACUCGCGCUGCGCUUCCUGUCUACACCAAAGCUGACGACCUUCUUUCCCACAUCCGCGAACACGACGUUACGAUUUGUAUGGCAGCCACUGGCUCUGGCAAGACCACACAGAUUCCCCAACUCAUCCUGGACGACUGGAUAGACGGAGGAGAGGGCGCAAAGUGCAAUAUUGUCUGCACCCAGCCACGUCGUAUUGCCGCGAUUAGUGUUGCGCAGCGUGUAGCAGCGGAACGAGGAGAAAUCGCGGGCAAGGGCUCCAUUGGUUACCAGGUUCGAUUCGAAGCACAGCUUCCCGAGGACCACGGCAGUGUCACCUUCUGCACCACCGGUAUCUUCCUGAAGAGGAUGCAGUCCGCUUUGGAAGAAGGUGCACGCGGCAGGAGCCUCGACGAUGUGACGCAUAUAGUCGUUGAUGAGGUCCACGAGCGAGAUGUUGAUACUGAUCUUCUACUCGUCGUUCUCAAACGAUUGCUGGCGGAUCGCAAAGCGAAGGGAAAGCCCAUCAAGGUCGUGCUCAUGUCUGCCACUAUCGAUCCCAGGCUCUUCCGCGAAUACUUCCCUGACGAGCAGGGCGACCCAGCCAGCGUUAUCGACAUUCCCGGUCGGUCGUUCCCUGUGCAGAAGCACUUCUUGGAUGAGUAUCUCCUGCAGCUUCUCGAAAGCGCCGGCCCCGAGGGCCAAUGGGUGUUCCAGGACGAUAGUGUUCGUAAAUACAUUGCGCAGGAGCUCGGUGGCAACCUCCCGAACCAUCCUGCAUUCAAUUCGUUCCGGCAACGCUACGGUCAAGGAUCAACCGAGGAGGAUCUCGAUCUACCGUAUCCCCUCAUUGCUCUUACUAUCACCCACGUGCUGCAGAAAUCCGACGACGGACAUGUUCUUGUCUUCCUUCCCGGCUGGGACGAUAUUAUCGGCGUGCAAAGGGCGCUUCAAAACCCAAGAGGAGGGAGGCUCGGCUUGAACUUCAACUCUUCGCAGUUCAGAAUCCAUUGUCUCCACUCAACCGUGCCAAUUCAGGAGCAGCAACUCAUCUUCGACCCUCCACCACCCGGACAGCGUCGCAUCAUUCUUGCUACCAACAUCGCCGAGACCUCCGUCACUAUUCCUGAUGUCGUGUACGUCGUUGAUUCAGCCAAGAUCAAGGAGCAACGAUAUGAUCCGGAGAGGCACAUCUCAUCUCUUGUUUCCGCAUGGGUCGGCUCGUCGAACUUGAACCAGAGAGCAGGCCGUGCCGGUCGCCACCGUCCAGGAGAAUAUUAUGGUAUUCUUGGCCGUCGCCGCGCGGACAACUUGCAUCCUCACCAGACGGUCGAGAUGAAGCGUGUUGACCUCAGCAACGUUGUCAUGCAUGUCAAGGCGCUCAACUUCCCAGGCAUGGCCGUCGAGGAGGUGUUAGCCGCUACGAUCGAGCCGCCGCCUGCGGAGCGCGUAGCAGCGGCAAUGAACUCGUUGCAGAUGGUCGGCGCGCUAGACGACAACAAGAACCUCACAUCGCUCGGACGUGUCCUCCUCCAGCUGCCAAUUGACGCGCAAAUGGGCAGGCUUGUCCUCUUCGGAAGUUUCUUCCGCUGUCUUGACCAAGCCCUAACCCUUGCCGCCAUCCUUACAAAUCGCGACCCGUUCGUCUCGCCCAUGCACCUGAAGGACGAAGCGUCUGCACGCAAGAUCUCUUUCUCGCCUGAAGAGUUCCGCUCUGACGCCUUGGCGACUCUGCGCGCAUAUAAUCAAUGGUGGGAGAUAUACAGCCGGGAGGAGUAUAAUGCCGCCACUCGAUUCUGCCUGGAGAACUUCCUGUCGAAGCCGACUCUCGUGAUGAUCCAGAAGAUCAAGUCGCACAUUCUUCAGUCUCUGUACGACAUCGGCGUCAUUGAGGUCUCCGCCAGUGGCACUGCUGCUGUCAGGCCAACGAGGUCCAGAGGAUCUGUGUUGACUGUUCCCGCGGAGCUCAAUAAGAAUGGCAGUUCUCUGCCUUUGCUCGCUGCACUCAUUUCGAUUGCUGUCCAGCCCAAGUUCGCUGUUCGGUCCUCUGACAAAACUUAUAGGACUUCGCAGGACAAGGUGGUCUUCAUUCAUCCCUCUAGUGUCAAUCACCGCAAAAGGCUUGAGAAGGACGGCGACGGCGCAGUCACCGAAGAAAAGCAUAUCAUUGCUUACGUUGAAAAGCGCCAAAACCUUUCGGCGGCAGGAGCGAACGCGAAUGCGCAGAAGUUCUUGGUUAACACGACUCGUCUGGAUCCAUUGACGUACAUGCUCUUCGGCGCACAUCGCGUCGAAGUCACUCGUCGGGGACUCGAUUGCGACGAGUGGUUGCCCAUCGUCGGCGACCUGAACGUACUCGAUGAUCUGGAACAUCUCAAGGUCAUGAUGGAGUCGUGCCUGCUUCGUGUCUUUGAGGGUAUCACCAAACUCCGGGCCAAGCGGCUGGCACCACCGAUGGAGGGUAAGGAAGACGAGUCGGGCGACGAGGAUGAGGACGUCAGAAACGAGCCGCUUUCUGCAACGGAGAUCAAGGAGCUCGACUACCUCGCACAAGACAUGGUCAGCAUCCUCAACAACUACAGCACGUACCGCUCGACGAGCCAGUCCCGCCCCAACACCCGACCGGCCACCCCUAUGGAUUCUCCCUUCUGGUCAGCAAGUAUGCUCCCGCCGCCGGGCGUAAGCGGUGCUCGGUCUGGCUAUUCGACGCCCCGGCACAUGAGCACCAGCUUCUCUUCCCGGCCCAACACGCCAAGCCGCCUGUCCCGGAGAUGAUGUGUACUUGAUCAGCAGCUGUCCAUUUCGAUUUGCAUGC
Molecule: messenger RNA, 4150 nt
Organism: Phanerochaete carnosa HHB-10118-sp
Lineage: Eukaryota; Fungi; Basidiomycota; Agaricomycetes; Polyporales; Phanerochaetaceae
Exons: 5
Coding region: 43-4110 (1355 amino acids)
Cellular component (GO): intracellular anatomical structure
Molecular function (GO): RNA binding; ATP binding
Source: RefSeq, a predicted model, not a curated record